AUGUCCAGACAAUUUCACGACGAGCCUGAAGAUGAAAAUGACAGCAACAACUUCUGGAACAAAGACCCAGGUCCAGUCCGGCACUCAGUCCUGUUCAGGUUUCGCCAAUGGCUGGUCCCAGUUUUAGUCUCAACCUUCGUCCUCAUCCUCAUCAUCGCCUUCGGAGUCAGCAACGGGGGACUGGCCUAUCGUCUGGGUUUGAUGGAGGAAACAGUUUCGAACUUAAGUCUCUCGUUGACUGAGGCACAGAAAGAAAACAAAGGUGCAGCUAAAGACGUGCAGAGGCUGAAGUUCUCUGUGGAGAACAACAAGGACCAGCUCAGCUCAGUGGCAGAGUCGCUGAAGCAGCUCGCGCAGUUGAAAACUCUGACCAAAACUGUGGCAUCGCUGAAAUGUAGCAUGGAGAAAAUCCUACACAACCGCACCGCAGGCUGCUGUCCGCUGGAGUGGGACAGUUUUGAGUCGUCCUGUUUCUUCUUCAGUAAAAUGUCCCUCUCCUGGUAUGAUGCCCGUGACUGGUGCCACGCCCACCAGAGCCAGCUGCUCAUCCUCACAGCAGACAAGGACUGGGACUAUGUGAAGAGCCACAGUAUGGGGACGUUCUACUGGGUCGGACUGACAGACGAGCAUGGGAAGUGGGAAUGGGUCAACGGCACUCCCUACACCAUCGACCGCAGGCGGUGGAGGCCCGGUCAGCCCGAUAACUGGACAGAGCACGGACUGGGGCCGGAGGCCGAGGACUGCGCUCACCUGCACAUGGACGGACGCCUGAACGACAUGCACUGCUCCGUACGCUUGCCCUUCAUCUGCCAGGCACACAGCACACAGACGUAG
Knipowitschia caucasica is the source of this 834-nucleotide messenger RNA. Lineage: Eukaryota; Metazoa; Chordata; Actinopteri; Gobiiformes; Gobiidae. The record is from the annotation of a GenBank genome assembly.